AUGACUGCCCCUGUUAUCAGAGACGGCCGCGUUGAGGAUUUGGAUGCUGAGGAAGAAGAUUCAAAGAAAAAGGGAAAAGCAACAACAAACAACAACAAAAAAGCACAGGCUCUGAAGGCUUUGCAGGCGGCUGCAUCAAACGAAGAAGAUGAAGAUGAAGAUGAGGAUGAUGAUGAUGAGGGGGAGGAGGAUGAGGAUGAUGAGGUAACUUCUUUUUAUAUAUAA
Messenger RNA from Eimeria mitis, 225 nucleotides. RefSeq lists its product as uncharacterized. The transcript is spliced from 3 exons. NCBI's taxonomy places the organism in Eukaryota, Apicomplexa, Conoidasida, Eucoccidiorida, Eimeriidae. The record is from RefSeq and is a predicted model, not a curated record. Bases 1 to 225 code for a protein of 74 amino acids.